Molecule: messenger RNA, 2713 nt
Organism: Erpetoichthys calabaricus (reedfish)
Lineage: Eukaryota; Metazoa; Chordata; Cladistia; Polypteriformes; Polypteridae
Product: extracellular calcium-sensing receptor-like
Exons: 6
Coding region: 1-2580 (859 amino acids)
Biological process (GO): G protein-coupled receptor signaling pathway
Cellular component (GO): membrane
Molecular function (GO): G protein-coupled receptor activity
Source: RefSeq, a predicted model, not a curated record
AUGGUUAAUCUAUGGCUGUUUUCUACAUUUCUUUAUUUAAUUUUCUCAGCCUUUGCUCUUAAAGAUCCCAGCUGCACAAUUCAAGAAAAAUUUGACCUCAAUGGACUGUAUAAAAAAGGAGAUAUAAUGUUAGGAGGAAUAUUUGAAAUAAGUUAUAAAGCAGUACCUCCUGAAGUGACAUUUACAUCAAAGCCUGAACCAUGGAAAUGUGACAGCUUGGAUUUUUCGGUAUUUCAGUGGGUACAGACUAUGGUUUUUGCUAUUGAACAAAUAAACCAUGACCCAUCUCUUCUUCCAAACGUCACUCUUGGUUACAGAAUAUAUGAUAAUUGUGUAAAGCUGCCAGUGGCCCUGAAAGCAGCAUCUGCCCUUAUUGGCGGUUUGGAUGACACUAUCACUGAUAACACAUGUAAAGGAACUCCUCCAGUUUUAGCAAUUGUGGGAGACCCCGUGUCAACACAUGCAAUAGCCAUUUCAAGAAUUUUGAGUCUUUUUCGAAUUCCUCUGGUCAGCUAUUAUGCCUCAUGUUCAUGUUUAAGCAAUAAACGUGAAUUCCCUUCAUUCUUCAGGACCAUCCCAAGUGAUGCCUUCCAGGUCAAAGCCAUGAUUAGAAUUAUUAGACAUUAUGGAUGGACAUGGGUUGGCGGUAUUGCUACGGACGAUGAUUAUGGUCAAUAUGCUAUUAGGAACUUUAUUGAAGACUUUAAAAACUUUGGAUGCAUUUCUUUCAUUGAGACAAUCCCUACAGUAAACCAAAAGGCACAAAUAAUUCAGAUUGUUAAUACUAUAAAACAAUCAACAGCAAAAGUUAUUGUCAUAUUUUCAUCGAUCGCUGAUGUGACAGCUUUAGUAAAAGAAACAGUAAGGCAAAAUAUAACUGGAAGGCAAUGGAUUGCCAGUGAAGGAUGGAGUACAUCCAGUGUAUUAGCUAGCAAAGAAAACUUUGGUCAGUUUGAUGGUACAAUAGGGAUUGCAAUUAGGAAAGGCAACAUUCUAGGGUUGAAAGAUUUUCUUUUGGAAAUUCGUCCGAAAUAUGAUGCCAGCAAUAAUUUAGUUAUUCAGUUUUGGGAACGGCUCUUUGGAUGCAAAUUUGAAAACUCUUCCAUUUUAAUCAAUAAUGUACUCUGUAAUGAGACAGAACUGAUCUCUGGUACAUUUACAGGAUAUACUGAUGUCUCAGAACUCAGAGCUGCAUACAAUGUGUAUAAAGCAGUUUAUGCUAUAGCACAUGCACUCCAUAGCCUGGCUUUAUGUAAAAAUGGACAGGGGCCAUUUGGAAACAGUACCUGUGCAGACAUCGCAAAUGUACAACCUUGGCAACUCCUUCAUUACUUGAAAAAAGUGAAUUUUACAAAUAAUUUAGGAGAAAGAGUGGCUUUUGAUGAGAACGGUGAUGCACUUGCAAUUUAUGACAUUGUAAACUGGCAAAGAAAAGAAGAUGGAAUAGUUCAUAUUAAAACUAUAGGACUAUUUGAUGCAGCAAAUGUGGGGAAUGAACUUUCUCUCAAUGAAGCAGAUAUGUUUUGGAACCCUGUGUUUGGAACGGUCCCUGAAUCAGUAUGCAGCAAAAGCUGUCAGCCUGGAAGCAGAAAGGCCAACAGAAAAGGAGAGCCAAUCUGUUGUUUUGACUGUAUACCCUGUGCAGAAGGAGAAAUAAGUAAUCAAACAGAUUCCAUCGAAUGUCUGAAGUGCCUGGGUGAUUUCUGGUCAAACCGUGGAAGAAGUCAGUGUGUUUUGAAAGAAAUUGAGUAUUUGUCUUAUGAUGACGCAAUGGGUAUCACAUUGUCAACUGUUUCAGCAUUUGGAGCCUGCCUGUCACUCGGCGUACUGGCAGUUUUCAUAUAUUACAGAAACACUCCAGUUGUAAAAGCCAACAACUCAGAGCUGAGCUUUCUUUUGCUGGUGUCACUCACUUUCUGUUUUCUUUGUGCUUUGUGUUUCAUUGGCCAGCCUUCACACUUGACCUGCAUGCUAAGGCAUGUGGUAUUUGGGAUAAGCUUUGUUUUGUGUAUUUCCUGCAUCCUUGUAAAAACAAUUGUCGUGAUAAUGGCUUUUAAAUCGACACUUCCUGGAACAAACCUUAUGAAAUGGUUCGGUGUGGCACAGCAAAGAGGAACUGUUGUUUUUUUUACUUUAAUUCAGUCUAUAAUAUGCAUAAUAUGGCUGAGUACGAAUCCUCCAGGUCCACUAAAAAACACAAAAUAUCAAAAUGGCAAAAUAAUAUUCGAGUGUAAUAUUGGAUCUGUGACAGGCUUUAGCUCUGUUUUGGGGUACAUCGGUUUAUUAGCAUGCAUUUGCUUCCUUUCAGCUUUUCUUGCAAGGAAGCUCCCUGAUAACUUUAAUGAGGCUAAAUUCAUCACAUUCAGCAUGCUGAUCUUCUGCGCUGUCUGGAUUACUUUCAUCCCUGCCUAUGUUAGCUCACCAGGAAAAUAUACAGUAGCUGUAGAGGUAUUUGCUAUUUUGGCAUCAAGUUAUGGUAUUCUUUUUGCAAUAUUUGCACCUAAAUGUUAUAUCAUUCUUUUUAAACCUGAGAAAAACACAAAGAAAGCACUGAUGGGUAGAGCAGACCCAAGCAAAUAAACACAAUCCUGUACUUGUGUUUAAAAUAGAAAUGUGAAGAGUGUAAUUUAAAUGUAAAAAAAAAACUAAUUAGGGAUAAUUCUUAUUUUGCAAAAUGUUUAGAAUUAUUGGAUAACUUUAACUAUAAAACAUU